CAUUGUUGCGGCGUGCAUACCUUGAACAAAGCUGGUGAGCUGGUAGAUUAUUGACAGCGGCGAGCGUGUGACUCCGUCCAAGGUGCCAAGUUCCCAACUUCUUGCAGCAGACCGUUGGCUAGAACGGUCAGCGCAAGCAAAGAAACGGCGCACCCUGCCCAACCACAACCCAACCACGACCACCCCGCGGGGACGAUCCCGCCUGCUCAGCUCUAACCGACAUAGACUAGGGCCCCUGCUUAGUCGUCCGUAUCCGGAACCUCCGUCCUGAAACCACCAGGGCCAAACUCGGCGGCUGACGGCCAGCGCUGCCAAACCCAGGAUUCCAGAAGCUGGUCUAUUUGGCCUAUCUAGAGCGCCUACUAAGUCACUGGGAGGUGGUGGCGACGAUAAAAUCCACCUCGCCUCUUGGCCACGUCACUGCCACAAACCUCGACCAUCACAAGUCACAGGUCCUGUCGUUGGCUCACAGUUGACGAGACACAGGUUCUAUUAUCAAAACCGCGCCUCACCCGUGAACAUCACAAGGUCAAAGACUCGGCAGAACCAGGCGCAUUCCUGUUUUGUUUUAUCAUUUAUCAAAAUGGGCUUGGUUCGGAUGCGGGUCCGCCACCCAAACGGCACGCUCCAGGUCCAGGUUGAGGACAGCUGGACAGCCUCGCAGCUUCUCGAACAUCUCAGGUCAGAGACCGGGACACGGAACUUCUUACUGAAGGAAGGCUUCCCACCAAAGACGCUCGACCUGAGUGACUCAGGGGCGACGUUGAGCAGCCUGGGGCUCAACGGCUCGGCCAUCACCCUCACGCCGGCAGAUCCGCCCGCCGAAACCUCGUCCACCGGCGCCGGCGCCGACCAGUUAUUCUCGGCGCGCCCCCCGGAGGCCAAGCCCGAUAAUCUUUCUGUGCGAUGGCCUGAGAUGGACGGCUGUAUGGUGCUGCGCGUCAUGGCCGACGACAACAGCUGCCUCUUUACAGCCCUCUCGGGCACUCUGGCAACCGACGUCAAGGACCCGGCGCCGUACCUGCGCAACCAGAUCGCCGAGUACAUCCUGGCGCACCCAGAGACGUACAACAAUGCCACGCUCGAGAAGCCGCCCGAGCAGUACGUGAGAAACCUGCGCGGCAAAGACUUUUGGGGCGGCUCCAUCGAGAUCUCGGUUCUCAGCGACAUCUACGAUAUCCAGAUCAUCGCCGUGGACGUCAAGACCAACCAAACUUUCAAGCACGGCGAGGACAAGACGGAAAGGUGCCUGGUGCUGUACUCGGGCAUCCACUACGACCGCAUCGUGUUCGCACUCUCGCCCGACUACCCGCCCGACGCCGACAUCACGCGCUUCUCGGUCGACGACGACUCCGUCAUCGAGCGUGCCAAGGAGCUGGCCGAGAAGUUGCGUCAGUCCGGCUACUUUACCGACACGAACACCAUGGUUGUGCAGUGCCUCGUCCCGGGGUGCGACUGGCUCGGCGACGUCAAGGCGGCUAACGACCACAGCAAGACCACGGGCCACCAAGCGUUUGACGAGAUUCCGGACAGCGGAUGACGGGUUUCGGGAGGAUGGGGGAAGGGGUUAUAUAGACGAGAUAGGCACAUGGACGAUGCAUCACCACAAUCCUUUUUUUGUGAUGGCCCUUGUCGCAGCACACACAGACCCAACAUCCCAGUCACU
Messenger RNA from Gaeumannomyces tritici R3-111a-1, 1666 nucleotides. Its product is annotated as ubiquitin thioesterase OTU1. Gene Ontology annotation, biological process: endoplasmic reticulum unfolded protein response; protein deubiquitination. The record is from RefSeq and is a predicted model, not a curated record. Bases 584 to 1540 code for a protein of 318 amino acids. The transcript is spliced from 3 exons. Gene Ontology annotation, cellular component: nucleus; cytosol. Gene Ontology annotation, molecular function: cysteine-type deubiquitinase activity. NCBI's taxonomy places the organism in Eukaryota, Fungi, Ascomycota, Sordariomycetes, Magnaporthales, Magnaporthaceae.